Carlito syrichta (Philippine tarsier) is the source of this 1263-nucleotide messenger RNA. RefSeq names its product coenzyme Q10A (gene COQ10A). Gene Ontology annotation, cellular component: mitochondrion. The record is from RefSeq and is a predicted model, not a curated record. Gene Ontology annotation, molecular function: ubiquinone binding. The transcript is spliced from 5 exons. The coding region runs from base 1 to 648 and encodes 215 amino acids. Gene Ontology annotation, biological process: ubiquinone biosynthetic process; cellular respiration. Lineage: Eukaryota; Metazoa; Chordata; Mammalia; Primates; Tarsiidae.
AUGCUCCUGCAAGUUUUGCGGGAGGGGCCCCUCGGGGGGCUUCUGACCUCCUGCAGCCUCCUCUUGCCUCGGGCUGCCCAGGCCUUGGCGGUCGAGGCUGGCCUACCUCCCAGCCGGUCCUUCAUGGGCUUUGCUGCCCCUUUCACCAACAAGCGGAAGGCUUACUCCGAGCGUAGGAUCAUGGGGUACUCAAUGCAGGAGAUGUAUGAAGUCGUGUCGAACGUUCAGGAGUAUCGCGAGUUUGUGCCCUACUGUAAGAAGUCUCUGGUGGUAUCCAGCCGUAAGGGUCACCUGAAGGCCCAGCUGGAGAUUGGCUUUCCACCUGUGAUAGAACGUUACACCUCAGCAGUUUCCAUGGUCAAACCUCACAUGGUCAAGGCUGUUUGUACUGAUGGCAAGCUCUUCAACCAUUUAGAGACCAUUUGGCGAUUCAGCCCUGGUAUUCCUGCUUACCCCCGAACCUGCACUGUGGACUUUUCGAUUUCCUUUGAGUUUCGUUCUCUGCUGCACUCCCAACUGGCCACCAUGUUUUUUGAUGAGGUUGUCAAACAGAAUGUUGCUGCCUUUGAGCGUCGGGCAGCCACCAAGUUUGGUCCAGAAACAGCCAUCCCCCGUGAACUGAUGUUCCAUGAGGUGCACCAGACUUGAGGCAAAGGACUGCUCCCUAACCUCUCCUCUACUCCCCCUCCCUACCCAGUUUAUUUAUUUGGUUUGGCUUCUGCCCCAAUCUGAGAGGGAUCUGUGUUCUUAAUACUGUUCCUUCUCUCAUUUCCCCAGAAACUGGGCUCUAUGCUGAUCAGAAAUUCUGGGGGAAAGACAGGGGGUUUGAAAAUAUGACAUGCCAAGAAAGGGUCAGGCCCAUCCUGAGAGCCCCAUAUGCCUGUAGCCUUUUCACAAUGAAUUAGAAUCAGAACUGUGUGGACACCUUAGUGUUUGACCAGGGGAAGACAAUCACUUUUCCAAGCAUUAUAUAAAUUGAGCCUUUCUUCUAGCACAGAGGUCCUGGGUGGAAAGUAGCUUCUGCCCUGCCUGAGAUCUCCCCAGAAGAAAAGCCAACCUGCCCCCAGCCUGAAAUACAUAAGCCUCACUGUAAGGAUAUUCCCACGCUGCCUGGCUAGUGGAAAGCAAGGGGCUUUCUUACCGUCAGUGCCGCAGGGCCAAGGAGGAAAUAAAACAAAACACAGAACUGAGUUGCCUCUGUACUCUUGGGCUUCCACUUGGCCUGAGUUUUUAUAAAAUGUCAAUAAAUUGUGACAGUGUGAA